CCUGUGGGUGCGCGGGGUGGAUGGUGGAGGGGCUGGCCCGUGGGAGACGGUGAAAGACACUCAGGCGUGCGGGCAGGAUCGGCAGAACGGUGGGGGCCGGCGUGCGGGGGUUAGUGGAUGCGGAGGAGCCGCGGGUGCGUCCAAAGGAGUGAAUGUAUUCCCCGUGACUUGUGAAUGACAUUUCAGGGAAUAUAUCCUAAAGUGACCAUCCAAAAGAAGAAAAUGCUUUAUGCAUAAAGAUCUUUAUAAAGCGUCAUUUAUGAUAGGCUCAAGUGGGCUACAACCGGUGUCUCCGCAGUGAGGGAAAUUAUGCAACUUCACCGAGUGAAUAUUAAGUGGCCUAUAAAGAUAAUUUACAAACCUUUUAAAUAAUAUGGGAAGAUGCUAAUAUAUAAUGUUAAGUGAAAAAACAACAACAACAAUGCGAUACAAAAUUGUACGGUGUGAUUGAAAAAGUUUAACCAAAACUGCAUGGAAAAGUCUGGAGAUGACCUUUAUCAGAAAGGAUGGAGUUGGGAAAAGGAGAACUUCUCAGGAGUGGGCUGAAUGCAUUGUAUCAAGCAGUACACCCAAUUCACGGCCUUGUCUGGACCGAUGGGAAGCAGGUAGUCCUGACUGAUGUGCAGCUUCAGCGUGGAGAGGCCAAGUUUGGGGACUCGAAGGUCAUCGGGCAAUUUGAGCAUGUGUAUGGGGUGUCGUGGGCCCCACCUGGGAUAGCGGACACGCCCCCUCUGCUCGCUGUCCAGCACAAGCAGCAUGUCACUGUGUGGCAGCUGUGUCCCAAUACCACGGAAACAAGCAAGCCGCUGCUGUCUCAGACCUGUGAGAUUAGAGAAUCGCGCCCUGUCCUUCCCCAAGGCUGUGUGUGGCACCCACACAGUGCUGUUCUGGCGGUGCUGACUGCACGGGAUGUCUCCAUUGCCCACAACGUGCACUGUGAUGGCUCCCGAGUGAAAGCGGACAGCAGCGCCCAGGGCCUUAUUCACUGUGCGUGCUGGACCCAGGAUGGCCAGCGGCUGGUGGUGGCCGUAGGCAGCAGCCUGCAUUCUUACAUGUGGGACAGUGCUCAGAAGACUCUCCAGCGGUGCUCCUUCUGCCCAGUAUUGGAUGUGCGCAGCGACGUGCGCUCCAUCGGGGCCGCUGUGGACUCACAGGUCGUCCUAGCCACCGAACUUCCACUAGGUAAGAUUUGUGGCUUAAAUGCAUCUGAGACAUUUGGCGUUCCACCCAGCAGUGAAGACACUUGUCUGUAUACGUCACCAGUUACUGAUGAGAUGCCCUCUGUGGAUAAAGGAGCAGCCUCUUGUGGAACAAAUUCCGACACAUCAGUGUCUCCCUUUUCUUCUUCCGGUUCAGAUCCUCUGGAUCUAACUCAUAUACGUUUCAAUAGAUCUCAGUCUGAGAGCAGUGCCCUUAUUUGUCUAAGAAAAAAGAAUUACUUGGCAGGAACCGAUCUGGAUUCUUCACAUUUGACUUUUGUGACCUUUGCGCAAGUGGUGACCCAGGUCAAAAAAGUCACCAUUCCAGGCAUUCUGGUUCCUGAUCUAAUAGCAUUUAAUCUGAAAGCAAAGGUUGUAGCCGUGGCUUCCAAUACUUGUAAUAUAAUUUUUAUCUAUUCUGUCAUUCCAGCGGUUAUGCCAAACAUCCAGCAAAUUCAAUUAGAGAGUGGUGAGAGACCAAAAGGCAUAUGUUUCUUGACAGAUAAAUUAUUAUUAAUUUUGAUAGGAAAACAAAAAUCCACUGAUUCGACAUUUCUCCCUUCUUCAAAGUCUGAUGAGUAUGUCAUUCGCUUGAUUGUUAGAGAAGUAACAUUGAAAGAGGAGUUUCCAGUAACAGUGAGCGAAAACCAGAGUGGCUAUACUACCCUCAGUGCUCUGUUAAAUAAAGCAGAGAGGAAAAAGCCAAUUGAGAGUCUUUCCCCAGAUAUUUGUCACCAAAACAGAGGACUCUUGUUAACAGCUCAUAGCAGUAGUCAAGGUGGAAGGCCUGGAAGUACUUUUAUUAAAGAAAUCAGACGCCCGCCAUCCAGUGUGUGUGAUGACUCCUUAGCCCUGGAAACUCGAGAGGCCGAGCCCGUUGACGGGUCAGCGACACUGCCCAAACCCAGCAGCACACCAGACUACACCAGCACCCUGGGCCCUCUUAAUCUCCCUCCAAGAAAGAACUUACAGCGGGAAAAGGAAACUUGUCAGCUCUCUAAGGAACUGGAAAUUUUAUCUAGGACACUGAUGGAAGUACAGCGAAGUCUCUCUGAACUCACAGACUUCCUACGCAAUGGAAAGAAGUCCUCUCCAGUGUAUCCGCUCUCUCAGGAUCUGCCUUACGUCCACAUCUCUUACCAGAAACGUUAUUCUGUAGAAUCUGUUGUUGAAAAAAGAGACGUGCUUCUCUGCAAUGGCAAACUGAGGCUCAGUACAGUGCAGCAGACUUUCGGCCUCGCUCUUGUUGAAAUGCUGCAUGACUCCCGCUGGAUCCUUCUCUCUGCUGAUAGUGAAGGCUUCAUCCCAUUAACUUUUACAGCCAAACAGGAAAUACUCGUAAGAGAUGGCAGCUCCAGGUCAAACAUGUUCAGAGAUUCCUUGUCUCAGAGUCUUGAUUCUGGUCCUUGUCUUGAAGUCUUUAGCGAACGUACAGCCCAGCGUUUAGAUGCCACCAGCUAUUCCAACCAUCUAGGCUGAUAUUUGUUUGUAGAGUAUUU
Myotis brandtii (Brandt's bat) is the source of this 2698-nucleotide messenger RNA. RefSeq names its product chromosome unknown open reading frame, human C2orf44 (gene WDCP). The record is from RefSeq and is a predicted model, not a curated record. The transcript has 4 exons. NCBI's taxonomy places the organism in Eukaryota, Metazoa, Chordata, Mammalia, Chiroptera, Vespertilionidae. The coding region runs from base 507 to 2678 and encodes 723 amino acids. Gene Ontology annotation, molecular function: kinase binding.